Dothidotthia symphoricarpi CBS 119687 is the source of this 955-nucleotide messenger RNA. RefSeq names its product CIA30-domain-containing protein. Bases 215 to 955 code for a protein of 246 amino acids. The record is from RefSeq and is a predicted model, not a curated record. Gene Ontology annotation, cellular component: mitochondrion. The transcript has 2 exons. Lineage: Eukaryota; Fungi; Ascomycota; Dothideomycetes; Pleosporales; Dothidotthiaceae. Gene Ontology annotation, biological process: mitochondrial respiratory chain complex I assembly; mitochondrial electron transport, NADH to ubiquinone.
ACUUCGCCCAGCUCGCGCGACGUUGGCGGCAGUGUCUGCUGGACGGGGACGUGGUCGAGGGUCAUUGAGAGGCGGUGCGGCGACAGAGUGUGCAGAGAGCGGAAAAUCGAGCACAGGGCCCGAAGCGGCUAGAUGAGGUGGCGACGUCACUUCGCGUAGCGUUUGAGCUCCAUGAUCAGUGCUCAGGGCGCCGCAUCGCCGACACAGCACCACGAUGCGGCCCUCCCCGCAAUGUCUCGCGCCAGGCUUCUUCCGGCGCAGUCUGGACGAGUUGAAGCGCCUGUCCAACUACGCCCUCAAGCUCGAGGGCCUCAAGUCGCCCCGCACGCCCUUCCCGCUCGUCCACUUCGAGCAGCCCGACGACGUGCAGCGAUGCAAGCGCAUGAGCGACCGCGACAUCGGCGGCGCCUCGACGGCCGCCAUUGACUUCCACCCCGUCACGCAAACGGAGCCGCCGCACAUGCGCUUCCACGGCACCAUCUCGACGGAGCUGCCGCAGAACCAGCCGCACAUCCAGCGCACCGGCUACGCGGGCUGGCGCACCCUCGACCGCGGCUCGACCAUCUUCGGCAAGUCGCUGUGGGACGUCAGCCUGUACGCCUACCUGGCCAUCCACUUCAAGUCGGACGGCCGCAAGUACUUUGUCAACGUGCAGACCGAGUCGAUUGUGCCCACCGACAUCCACCAGCACCUGCUGCACGCCAAGGCCCCCGGCGAGUGGGAGACGAUCUUGAUCAAGUGGAGCGAGUUUGUGCGCACCAACCACGGCCAGGUCGUCGAGCCGCAGCGCGAGAUCCUGACGCAGAAGGUGCGCACCGUUGGCAUCUCGCUGAUCGACCGCAUACCCGGGCCGUACGACCUGAGCAUCAGCAAGGUGUGGGCGACGAAUGCGACGAGCGACGACGACAUUCUGGCCGGCGUCACGGGCAAUAUCGGGGACGCGCUGACGCGCUGA